Crotalus tigris (Tiger rattlesnake) is the source of this 1281-nucleotide messenger RNA. Its product is annotated as olfactory receptor 1052-like. The transcript has 2 exons. Gene Ontology annotation, biological process: G protein-coupled receptor signaling pathway. Gene Ontology annotation, molecular function: olfactory receptor activity; G protein-coupled receptor activity. NCBI's taxonomy places the organism in Eukaryota, Metazoa, Chordata, Lepidosauria, Squamata, Viperidae. The coding region runs from base 214 to 1215 and encodes 333 amino acids. The record is from RefSeq and is a predicted model, not a curated record. Gene Ontology annotation, cellular component: membrane.
UAUUCAGACUUGGUUUCACUUUUGAUCAUGCCGAUACUUUGUAACUAAGAAACAUGUUCUUUGAGGAAUCUUCAAGUCUUGGAGUUCUGCUUUAUUUGUCUCUGUCUGUCAGAACCAUGACAUUUGAAUUUCUACUGCUCUGAAAUGACCGAGGAAGCCAUUAGCUGACUCCUUCUUUAAUGUCUUGCUCAAAGAAAACUUCUACUCAAAUAGAUGCAGAAUAUGGCUUUGCUGCAACAGAACUACUUCUUAGAAGAUCCUGUGUUUCCUGAAUCCUCUGAGCUGGAAAAUCACACAAUAAUGACAGAGUUUAUCUUGCUGGGGCUCUCCAAUGAUCCACACAUAGAAAUUUAUUUUCUUUUCUUGUUCUUCCUCCUUUUUUUACUCACUAUUUUGGGGAAUACAAUAAUUAUACUGGUGAUCAAAUCUGAGCUUUGCCUUCAGACCCCCAUGUUCUUCUUUCUCAGCCAUUUAGCUUUUGUUGACAUCUGCUAUUCCUCAGUCACUGUUCCCAAGAUGCUGGCAAAUUUUAUUACAAAGCAGAAAACCAUUUCAUGGGAAGGAUGCAUUGCACAGAUUGCCUUCUUUUUCCAAAUUGCUUGUACAGAAGUCUUCAUCCUCUCAGCAAUGGGUUAUGACCGAUAUGUGGCUAUAUGUGACCCCUUGCAUUAUAGCAGAUACUUGACAAAAGAGACAUGCAAUAAAAUGGUGGUUGGAGCUUGGCUGAUGGGUUUCUUUUAUUCUAUGGUGAAUGUAGUACCUUUGCAAAAUCUUCAUUUUUGUGGCAACAAAGUAAUCAGACACUAUACUUGUGAGCUCCCUUCCCUCUUGGCUUUAUCUUGUGCAAACACAUUCAUGAAUUACAUUAUUCUUCUAAUAUCUGUGUUGGUUUUUGGUGUUAGUCCAUUUCUUAUAACCCUUGUCUCUUAUAUUUACAUUAUUUUAACUAUCCUGAAAAUUAAAUCAGUAGAAGGCAGGAAGAAAGCUUUUUCCACGUGCAGCUCCCAUCUCAUUGUUGUGGGCUUAUUUUACAUUACAGCUUUUGUUCGCUAUAUGAAGCCAAGUUCAGAAUCACUUAUAGAACUGGACAAAGUAAUCUCUGUUCAAUAUAGAAUUUUAACUCCAGUGUUAAACCCAAUGAUAUAUAGCCUGAAAAACAAAGAGAUCAGAUCUGGUGCAGAGAAAUUAUUUAGAAAAUGUAGGUCCAUUCUUUAAUCAUAAAAUGAUACUCAAAAAUCUUGAUUAAAUAUCCCCACAACUUCAACAGUGUGAGAGAAAAAA